This is a messenger RNA of Actinia tenebrosa (Australian red waratah sea anemone), 3754 nucleotides long. RefSeq lists its product as uncharacterized. Lineage: Eukaryota; Metazoa; Cnidaria; Anthozoa; Actiniaria; Actiniidae. Gene Ontology annotation, molecular function: protein binding; calcium ion binding. The record is from RefSeq and is a predicted model, not a curated record.
AUGGCCGUCGUUACAAAACGUGAGAUUCCGCUGACCUAAGGCAGGCACUUACACAGGUAACCCAACAAGUAGUAAUUACUAAAGAGUGUUUUUGUUAAUGUUUGGUACAUUAAUCACUAUUAUCAGUACACGGGGGUCACGGGCACCCUUUGCCCUCUCCCGGUCCUGUGUUCCCCUAGUUCAAAUCUCGUCUCACCCCUCCCCCGACAAUAGAAUGAUUGUCCUUCUAUUCGUAUCGAACUCUUCUAAAAGCUCAGAUCGUACGUCCCGAACCUAGUUGGCGCAAAUCAUUUCGUUACUAAGGUCAUCGGGCCUCUUCGGAGGCCCCAUUUUACAUGAUUUUAGCCUCAGAAUAGAAAACAAUACUAAUAGAUGAAAAUUGCAAACAUGAAAACUGCAAAACAGCGAGAACUGAACAACAACAACGGCCAAAAAAACCGGCGUCCUUUAAAACAGAUCCCAUCUAUUAGACCAUUGACUGCACCAGGAAAGGAACAUUCUGGUCCAUUCAAACUUGUUGAUAGGCCUAAUACUCUUUCACCAUCCACUGAGUCUCUCCUCAGACCAAAAACAACAGUUGGUUUUUAUGAGGAUCUGCAUGGAUACAGCCUUCCGUCACGCCCCAAAUCUGCUUCAGGGAUGUCAGAUGAUGCACCAAGUGUAUCAAGUACUCCUAGAUCAAGCUUUUCUAAGAAACCCAGACAGCCCAAAGGAAGCAGAAGUCCCAAGGGCAGAAGAAAGUCAAUCAAACCCAAAACACACAUUGCAUGGGAUGAUACAACAGGUACUGACCAGACAUCUAAUGACAAAGAAAGAUUAAGACCACAAGAUGCAAAAGAUGGGGAUCAUCCAUUCAAAUCACCAGCUCACAGCAAGUCUAAAAAAGCUUCAUUUAAACCCAUGUCACUGGUACCUGGAUCUGUCUCUACCAUGGUAGCUCUACAGGAGAGUGAAGAAGAUGAAGAAAUAAGUGAAAAUGUUAGUGAUGGUGAAAUCAAGACUCCUAAAGCACCUUGCUUUGCUGAUGUCCUGAUCUCAGAAGCAAGCUCAGAUUAUGAUACUGAUUUAGAGGAAGAUUUUCCAGAACCACCCAGAACAUUUGACCCAUCUGGCAGAGAGCAGUACAUCAAAUCCUGCAAACAAAAAGACUUGGUCCCUGUGUCAUUUCUUAGCAAGAGGUUCAAGGAGAAAGAAAUCAUAAUGAGGCACCAUGGGUUGGGAAAAGAAGGAACUCUACCGAUUGCUAGAUCUUUGAAGAAAAAUACUUUUACAGAGAAGUUAGAUCUGACAGAUAACUACAUUGAGCGUCAUGGUGCCAUAGCCAUCUCACAAAUGCUUGUUGAUAACUGCUUUAUCACAGAAAUUGAUUUGUCAAUGAAUUUCAUUAGGACUGAAGGAGGAAUUGCUUUUGGACAAAUGCUUUACAAGAAUCAGUCCCUAAAGAAACUUUCUCUUAGAUCAAAUCAUCUGACAGACAAGGUUGCUAAAGUCUUCGCUGAUGCACUAAAGGAGAACAGAACAUUGACUUACCUUGAUUUAAGCCACAAUGAGAUCGGAGAGCUAGGAGGCAUCUAUCUAGGAGCUGGUCUGGCAAUGAAUUAUGGCCUGAAGCACUUCGAUGUCAGCUGGAAUAGCAUUAGGUUUAAAGGAGCGGUUGGCCUUGCACAGGCACUCAAGACUAAUGACUGUUUGACACACUUCAAUAUAUCAUGGAAUGGGUUGUCUCUGCUUGGCUGUGUUGCUCUUGGUCGAUUCCUCAAGAAAAACGAAGCCCUCAUUGAGUUAGACAUCAGUAACAAUCGCAUUGGUCUCCUUGGUACUCAGAAACUUGCUGCAGGAAUUUCAUCUCAUCCUAAUCUAAAGGUUUUAAAGAUUGGUAGAAACCCUAUUGGUGAUGUAGGAGUGGAAUGCCUUCUUAAUGUCAUCAGAACCCACAAUACCAUCAAGUUCCUUUCUCUUGAGGACAUAACUGUUUCACCGAAAAUCUUUGAUGAAAUCAUAGAAUUGGAAAAGGAAAGAGACUUGAAGGUCAUUACAGGUGGUAUAGGGGGGUACAAAAGACCCAAGGAAAUGCCACCUGGAAUGCGAAUAUUACUGGAUUUCGUUCAAGAUAACCGGCUCCGCCUGAUUGACUGGUUUAACCAGUUUGACAAGGAUCAGAGUGGUGGGAUUUCACGCGAAGAGUUUCGUAAAGGACUCAAAGAAACAGGCCUCGUUAUGACGACGCGCCAGCUUGAUCGUCUAAUUAAAUUUAUUGACAUUAAUGAUGAUGGAGAAAUCGAUUACAGUGAACUUCUUCGUGGACGUGAGAUCACGCUACAAGAGUUACGCCACGAAAAGAAGCUCGAAGAAAGAAAUCGCCGUAUCGAGGAAGAUAGAAUGAAACUUCCCAAACUAGAAGGAUACGACUAUGACUUGAUGUGAUGUAACAAACCAAGUCUCCAAUAAAUUUGACCAUGUCAUUAUGACAUCAUCAACUCUGCGAUUGGCUAUGGAAGGACAGCACCAUAACACGUGACAUCGUCUGCUAGUAAGGACCGUCUGACUGGCUAUUUCCUCCCGAGUCCCAUCUUCAUUUUCUCUGGGUCGGACACGACCCUUGAUUCUGAAAGCCUCGAUCCAGAAAACAAAAGUAAAAAACUUUAACUUUGCAAAAUGCAUACAACACUCCCCGGCGUACCGAAUGUUUGAUCAAAUAAGACGCAAGACUUAUGCGGAUGAAGAGCUCAAGUAAAGGUCUUUUGCUCACAAAGGUUUUCUUAAGAUAGCAAACAUGGUGCUUUGUGGACCAGCUUUGGUACAAAAGUUCUUUCUUUUUUGUGGUCAAUUUUGUACCCAAGCUAGACCAGAAUGCAUCUUGUUUAAUGAACUCAAAGAAGAACAAUGCGACUUAUUAACCAUUCCGAGAUUUAGGAAAAAAACUGUUUUUACAACUUACAAAUUUUUUGUCCUCUUAUUGAUGAUGAAAAAUAACCAAUCAGCGCGCGAGAAGUUUUUAAGUUAUUGUAAAAAAAAACUUAUGUCUAUUUGUUAAGUCGAGUUAACAUUGCCUUUCAUUGUUGGACUGUUUUAGCAUUGCUAACUCGACCCAGCUUUCCCUUAACCUUGGAAUGGCUAAUUAAGAAGUCAAUAUCCAAUUUUGGAUGUACUGUUUGAAUGUUCAAGCAUGACUGAAACAUUAAUUUCGAGGCUCCUGGAAAACAAUAAUGCAAUCGUAAUAAUUCUUUUGUUUCCCCGGAGCCUCGACUCGGACUGGGAUUGAUUCGUGUUUGAUCACGCGACCAAAAUAUCAAAAUAGUCCCUUCACAGUUCCCUGCACUUGCAUCGAAGCGAGACGAACGGUAAGUUUUCAGUGAUAGAGACAUGUGAAUGAUUGUCCAAGGUGUUAAAAAUGUUUCUAUCAUUGCAAGGUCAUCGUUCGUUUCGCUUCGAUGCAAAGGCACGGCUACCUUUCAAGAUGGAGCAGGGAACGGUGAAAGGGACUAUUGGCUAUUGCCAGCUAAAAAGUUACGAAUGAACUCUAUUUCAAGAGGGUAACACACGACAGUUAUAAUUUWAAAAAAAUCAUACUGAUAACCCAGUGGCCCUCAUACUAGUCUAGCCAGGCGUGUAACAUACAAAAAUCAAUUGUACUCAUCUUUAAAAAGAUGAAAGCCUUUCUCAAAACCCUCAAGUCUGUGACGUAAUCAUCCUUCACAUCCAAGCGUUUUUGUUUUCAAGAAAAAUGGAAAAUAAAGAUUUUUUUAACGUCGCA